UAAUAAUAAGUGACAGUCUGUGAUAGUCCUUCAAAACAAAAAAUCAUCUGCUUUAACAAUGACACUGUGGUGAUUUCCUAGAACGCAAAAAAAGUAAACAAAGAAUUUUUUUAUUAAAGACCAAAUAAUAUUUGUUCUUCUUUCGGAUUAUGCAUACGGUUGGAUUUAUUAAAUGUAUCACGGAAGAAUUAUUGCCAAGAAUGUUGUUGAUUAUUCGCUCUUUCGAUCGAAUUCAUGGAACGGAUUUUCACCGAAUUUAAAUACAAGAAGAUGGAUCUCAAGUGGGGAACUGUCAUCAGUGCUGAGACCCUUUUAUUUUGCUGUUCAUCCGGAUUUAUUUGGACAACAUCCUGAGCAAAGAAAAACAAAUGAAGAGUCGUUGAAACACUUGAGCGCAUACCUAGAAGCGUUACAAAAUCAACGGAUAUCGGCAACGUCACCAAAACACAUCAAUUUCUACGUACGAAAUCAAAACUCAAGAGAUUCAUUUAAACUAAUUCGAAUACCACUCGAACGUGAACUGAAUGCAAAGAAAUUUUUAAAGUAUAUAUUGGAGUCGUGUAGUUUAUCCACGGAAAAUGUGGAAAAAAUGAAAAUCAAAAAAGUAUCAUCAAGUGCCAAAUUCCAUUCGGAUCGCAAUGUGUACACGCGAGCGGAUGGUUCAAUUUAUGAAGAAUAUGAAGUAUACCGAACAACGGCACAAACUGCCAGACAAGAAAAGACUUUAAAAAAAUGGUUAGACUCAAAUGCAAAGACGGCCUCAGAGCGUGCCGAAUCGGUGCAAACAAUACGGGAGGAUGUUGAAAAACUCGAAAAAGAGCUUGUGUCGAACUUGAAACUGGUUGGAAUUGAAUACGAUUGUGCAUGGAAUUUCGAGCAUAUUCGUGGAUGCUUGAAAAGUUUGGAUCACCUGUCCAAAAUACAUCCAAAUGAGAUGAAAUUUUUACACGCACGUACGAUAUCAUUUGCAAGAGCAUCGGGUGUGAGUUUAGAAGGUCAUGUUAUGUUAUCCACUGAAGAUGUUCAGCAUAAUUGGCUUGAUUUCUUUAAAAAUAUUCCAAAGCAAGAUGAGUAUUUAAAGCAUAUUCCAGCUUAUGAGCAGGCGCUGAGUCAAGUUUUACGUGAAAUUAAAAUUUCUCGGCGAAAAUUCAUGCCCAAAGCACAAGUCGUUCAUUAUGCAGGCUAUUUGCGAAAGGUUACCACCUCAAUGUUAGACUAUUUGACACAAUAUUCACAUUAUCCAAAAUCAUGGCCAACCGAUCUAUCGAAUUUUGAGAUAGUCAUUGAAUCAGAAGCUGGACCAUUGUGUGUCUCACCAACGGGGCAAUUCAUUGCACCAUCCACUUGCCCGGGUACAAUUUUGGUCGAGUUUUUGUCAACACAUAUGAACGAAGCCGCUGAAAAGGCUGAAGCAUACAAGAAGAAUAAAUUCAUCGAACGAGAAUUACACGAACAAUGUAUUCAGAAAUUGGGACUGAUCUCAUUGAAAAAGGACGAUUCAGUUGAUCCGGAUCGUAUGAUUGAAUGCUUAACUCGGCUCAUUGAAUCCGAUAUCCAUUUGAAAGAUUGUAAUCUACACAUUACGCACUACUAUUCGGUGCUAUCGGACGGUACAAUGUGCAUACCAUGGGAUUGGGAAUUUGAAUAAUUGUAGAAAGCUUAAAAUUGUUUGAACUCUGUACAAAAUUAGGAUUUGCCAUUUUUUUAAAUUGUUCUGUUGUAAAUUUUGUGAAUAUUAUCAUAUGUACAUUUUAACCAUUCAGUUAAUUGCUUUUAAUUUUAAAUAAUAGAUUAACAAUAAUUCAUUUAUAAGAAAUUAUCAAUUGAUAGUUGUUUUAAACAACAAACACAAAUAUAUUCAUUUAAAGAAAAAAUA
Messenger RNA from Contarinia nasturtii (swede midge), 1876 nucleotides. RefSeq names its product T-cell activation inhibitor, mitochondrial. The coding region runs from base 173 to 1648 and encodes 491 amino acids. The record is from RefSeq and is a predicted model, not a curated record. The transcript is spliced from 7 exons. Gene Ontology annotation, cellular component: mitochondrion. NCBI's taxonomy places the organism in Eukaryota, Metazoa, Arthropoda, Insecta, Diptera, Cecidomyiidae.